Molecule: messenger RNA, 1537 nt
Organism: Dioscorea cayenensis subsp. rotundata (Guinea yam)
Lineage: Eukaryota; Viridiplantae; Streptophyta; Magnoliopsida; Dioscoreales; Dioscoreaceae
Product: tRNase Z TRZ1
Exons: 8
Coding region: 126-1220 (364 amino acids)
Source: RefSeq, a predicted model, not a curated record
UACCGAGAUUAUCUCCUUCCCUUCGCUUCCCUCCCUCAUCUCAAACCUCUCAAAAGCCCAAAACCCUAAAAUCUGCAACCCUAACCCUAGAAAUUCUCCAUUCCAAAUGCCGUAAUCCAUCCCAAAUGCCCAGUAUGAGGAUUUCUCUUGGCAAUCUCUCCUCUCCAGCUUCCCGUUUUCCUCUUCUUCUCCCCGGAGAACCGCCUUUCAGAGCCCCGUAUCUACCUCCAUUGAGGGCGGCUGUGGAGCGAGUGAGAAUGGUGAAGAUGGCGGCAGCUGGGGAGAGGAGAAGGGCGGGUUAUGUGUCGGUUGUGGAGCGGGCGCUGGCUGCGGAAGAGGAGUAUCGGCGGGCAAGAGCGGAGGUGCAGCGCAAGGGGGUUGAGGUUGAGGGGUAUGGCAUUGAAGGGAUCUCGAUUGGUGGGCAUGAGACGUGCGUUAUCGUGCCGAGUCUCAAUGUCGCGUUCGAUAUCGGGAGGUGCCCAGCCCGCGCUGUUCACCAAGAUUUCCUUUUCAUUACUCACGCGCAUCUUGAUCACAUUGGGGGGCUUCCAAUGUAUGUGGCAACUCGUGGUCUUUACAGCUUAAAACCUCCUACAAUUUUCUUGCCAUCAUGCAUCAAAGAAGAUGUGGAAAAAUUAUUUGAUAUUCACCGGUCCAUGAGUCAGACAGAACUCAACCUUGAAAUAGUUGCUCUUGAUAUAGGAGACACUUACGAAAUACGUAAUAACCUUGUUGUCAGGCCAUUUAAGACGCACCAUGUUAUACCUAGCCAGGGAUAUGUCAUUUACUCCAUGAGGAACAAACUCAAAAAGCAGUAUGCACAUUUGAAGGGCCCUCAACUAAAAAAUUUGAAGGUUUCCGGUAUUCAGAUUACCGACACCAUAUUGUCUCCAGAGGUUGCCUUCACAGGAGAUACAACUUCUGAUUUCAUACUUGAGCCACGAAAUGCCGAUGCUUUGAGAGCGAAAGUUCUUAUUACAGAGGCAACUUUUCUUGAUGAAGAGAACGAUGUCGAACACGCAAGGCAACAUGGUCACAUGCACUUAUCAGAGAUUAUAGCUAACGCACAAUGGUUUCGGAACAAGGCUAUUCUACUAACCCACUUCUCAUCCCGCUACAAGAUUGAGGAUAUCCGCCAAGCGAUAGCAAAGUUGCAGCCAAAACUGUCACCAAAGAUUGUCGCCCUUACUGAAGGCUUUAGAUCAGCCUACCCUCAGUGAUUCUAUGAAUAGUUAUGUUAUAUCAAUUAUGAUAAAACACAACAAUGAAGAAAUCAUCGAUUGUAAACCGAUUUCUGGUUAUAAGAGCUAUCACAAACAUCGGUGUCAAGUCAGGGAGCAAGACCUAGGUGAGUGGUUACUUAUGUGUAUGUUCAUCAUCCAAGGUCUCAUAUGAAGCAUUAUAAAUGUGUGAAAAUUCCUUGAUUCAUGUACUUAGCUGGUUUAUCUCGAAAUUUUUGUCGAUAAUCUUACAGUUAUGUUUAGAAUUUACACAAACAUAACUUAAAAUCAAAGAUGAAUUUUGUUGAUAUUUUGUA